Molecule: messenger RNA, 812 nt
Organism: Papilio polytes (common Mormon)
Lineage: Eukaryota; Metazoa; Arthropoda; Insecta; Lepidoptera; Papilionidae
Gene: Rrp4
Product: exosome complex component RRP4
Exons: 4
Coding region: 94-801 (235 amino acids)
Biological process (GO): U4 snRNA 3'-end processing; exonucleolytic trimming to generate mature 3'-end of 5.8S rRNA from tricistronic rRNA transcript (SSU-rRNA, 5.8S rRNA, LSU-rRNA); CUT catabolic process
Cellular component (GO): cytoplasmic exosome (RNase complex); nuclear exosome (RNase complex)
Molecular function (GO): RNA binding
Source: RefSeq, a predicted model, not a curated record
CAAAUCAAUGCUUGUGCUUGAUCGAUUAUUUUGGUGAAAAAGUUUGGUUUUAUUUUUAUUAUAAGUUGUAAUUGCAAUUAUAUUACACACAAUAUGACGGGCCACGUUUCUAUAAGAUUAGCGUCAGAACGAGUAAACCAUUGUGUUGCUACUAGUAAUGAAUUGCCUCGCUUUUACACGCCAGGAGAAGUUAUAUCUGGUAUGCAGGAUUUUAUGCGGGGUCACGGAACUUAUACAGAAGACGACAAUCUAAAGUCCUCAGUAGCGGGUGUCAUGCAAAAAGUUAACAAGUUGAUUUGCAUUAGACCUUUAAAAAGUCGAUAUGUGGGGGAAAUUGGAGAUGUUAUUGUUGGUCGCGUGUUGGAAGUGCAGCAGCGACGCUGGAAAGUAGAUACCAAUUCACGUUUAGACUCAAUUCUUCAGUUAUCUUCAGUCAAUCUUCCUGGAGGAGAAUUGCGUCGCCGGUCAGUUGAAGAUGAACAGUCCAUGAGGAAGGUAUUAGAGGAAGGUGAUCUGAUUAGUGCUGAAGUACAGAAUUUAUUUUCUGAUGGCUCACUCGCUCUACACACAAGAAGCUUAAAGUAUGGCAAAUUAGUCCAAGGUACUCUAGUGAAGGUAUUCCCAUCAUUAAUUAAGAGAAGAAAAAACCAUUUUCACAAUAUUCUAGGCAUUUCAAUAAUUAUUGGUAAUAAUGGCUACAUAUGGAUAUCUCCUCUAGAGAAAGAGCCCACCGAAGAUGAUGAAAAUCUUGAAAAUAUUGUAGAAGCUAAACUUGAGGUAAUUCAAAGUUUUAACUACUAAGACAUAUUUAA